CCGGCUCAGCACCUCGGAGAGCUCCCUCCCCGGCCUUGUUUUGCUCCGGAAUCACCGCCUGGGGAGGGAGCCAAGGGGCCGGGCACCCGGCGCAGUGGCAGGGGGGAUGGCCGUAGAGGGGUCGAGGGGCCCCGACGGGCAGAGGGCCCAGCCGUGAUCCGGCGGGGGCUGGAGGCCGGAGCACCAGGCGGGGCAAGGGGCAGCUGGCAGCGGCAGCAGUGGCUGCACAUCUGGAUGGAAGCGAGCUUUGUCCAGACCAUCAUGGCUCUGGGGCUGUCCUCCAAGAAAGCGUCUUCCCGCAAUGUGGCCGUGGAGCGUAGGAACCUGAUUACCGUGUGCAGGUUCUCCGUGAAAACACUGCUGGAGAAAUACACAGCAGAGCCCAUCGAUGACUCGUCUGAGGAGUUUGUGAAUUUUGCAGCCAUCUUGGAGCAGAUCCUCAGCCACCGUUUCAAAGCCUGUGCCCCAGCAGGUCCGGUGAGCUGGUUUAGCUCAGACGGGCAGCGGGGCUUCUGGGACUAUAUCCGGCUGGCCUGCAGCAAAGUGCCCAACAACUGUGUGAGCAGCAUCGAGAACAUGGAGAACAUCAGCACAGCCCGCGCCAAGGGCCGGGCAUGGAUCCGGGUAGCACUGAUGGAGAAGCGCAUGUCAGAAUACAUCACCACAGCUCUGCGGGACACCCGGACCACCAGACGUUUCUAUGACUCAGGAGCCAUCAUGCUGAGGGAGGAAGCCACAGUCCUCACUGGGAUGCUGAUAGGACUGAGCGCCAUAGACUUCAGCUUCUGCCUAAAGGGUGAAGUGCUGGACGGGAAGACCCCCGUGGUCAUCGAUUACACGCCCUACCUAAAGUUCACCCAGAGCUACGACUACUUGACCGAUGAGGAGGAGCGGCACAGCGCCGAGAGCAGCACCAGCGAGGACAACUCGCCCGAGCACCCGUACUUGCCGCUCGUCACCGACGAGGACAGUUGGUACAGCAAGUGGCACAAAAUGGAACAGAAGUUCCGCAUCGUCUACGCGCAGAAGGGCUACCUGGAGGAGCUGGUGCGUCUGCGCGAGUCGCAGCUGAAGGAUCUGGAGGCGGAGAACCGGCGGCUCCAGCUACAGCUGGAGGAGGCGGCCGCGCAGAACCAGCGCGAGAAGCGGGAGCUGGAAGGCGUGAUCCUGGAGCUGCAAGAGCAGCUGACAGGUCUGAUCCCUGGCGACCACGCUCCCCUGGCCCAGAGUUCCAAGGAGCUCACCACCCCCCUGGUCAACCAAUGGCCAUCACUGGGGACGUUCAAUGGGGCUGAGGGCGUCAGCAACCCCAAGCUCUACCGGAGCGUUCUGCUCUGUCGCAGACACAGUUUCAUGAGCACGGAGCCGCUGUCCGCGGAAGCCAGCCUGAGCUCAGACUCCCAGCGCCUGGGAGAGGGCAAGCAGGACGAGGAGCCUUGGGGCCCCAUCGGGAAGGACCCCACGCCCUCCAUGCUGGGCCUCUGCGGCUCCCUGGCCUCCAUCCCCAGCUGCAAGUCCCUGGCGAGCUUCAAAUCCAACGAGUGCCUGGUGAGCGACAGUCCUGAGGGCAGCCCAGCACUGAGCCCCAGCUGAACAGCGUGGGCUGUGCCAGGGGCACAGAUGCCUGCUGCCUUUCUGCAGAGUCCCCCGAUCCAGGCCACCCUUCCAGGGAACGCUGCCCGCCCAGCCAGGGAGCUCUUGGGAAAGGAACCUUUUGCUUCUGGUUUUAGCUUCCUGCCCGAGGAAGCCAGGGCUGCCAAGGGACGCAGGUCGGGCAGAAAGGUGGGGUUGCCAAGGCCACAGGGAGCCCUUGGGGAAGCUUGUUCGCCCUCCCAGGGACUGCUGCCUGGCGGGCUCCCUCCCGGGACUCUCCGUCCCUAGCCCUGUCACCCUCCUCAGGAACUUGCGGCAGCCUCCGCACCGGCACCCUCGCCCUCACCCCCCCACCCAACCCGUCCCUGUGCUCAUCCCCUGGAGUCACUUCUUCCUCAGCCCCUGGUGCAGGGGCUCUGAGGGAAUCAGGCAAAUAAAAA
Molecule: messenger RNA, 2033 nt
Organism: Pteronotus mesoamericanus
Lineage: Eukaryota; Metazoa; Chordata; Mammalia; Chiroptera; Mormoopidae
Gene: RUNDC3A
Product: RUN domain containing 3A
Exons: 11
Coding region: 235-1593 (452 amino acids)
Source: RefSeq, a predicted model, not a curated record